AACUUCAUUUUCAGGGCUUUCGGAAAUGAUCAUCAUUCCACUAAACUUCGUCACGUACACAGCACUAGAUACACUGUAAGAACACAAGACACAACCCGGUCCUGAUUGGUAAGCGCACUACGAUGAAGAGAGUCCAUGUGGAUAACUACGCCCCAAAGUACUACAGCGGCAAGUGGUCAUGGGAUUCGGAGAAGGACUGCCUCAACUUCCAGGCGCACAACGAUCUGGAAAACGCAAGAGAGCGCUAUAUUAUCACCAAUGGCUACAAGUUCCUGCGCACCAUCGACCAGGAGGAGGAGCUCAUCUUCCGGCAGGAGUAUGUGCGCGCCAAGACCAACACCAGCGAUACAUUGGUGCAGAGAGAUAUUCGAGACUUGGUGCUCUUCUUGAUGCCCAAGGAGUUUCUAACCUACAAGUUCGUUGAAUUCAUGCAUGAGCCGGCGGUGCAGUCGGUGCUCCACGCCUCAAUAUUGUACUUCGAGUACUACUUGCGCCUGGUGGAGUUCGUGCUGAUUCGCCGAGAUGAGCUCUCUGGCCAGAUGGCCCAGAUUCAGAGCUCGCAGACCACUGAGAUGAAGAAAACCUAUUCCGUUUACCUGAGCCACUUACGAAUAUUGUUAGCACGAAACUACUGCGAGGUUAUCAAGGGCGAGGGAGUAAUGGCCAAGUACUACCACAUGAAGCCGAUUUCCAACAUAUCAGCAACCAUCCACGACAAGUACUUCCAUGAGCAUUUUUUGGCAGUGGCCAUCCAAAUAGUUUGGAUCUGCAUGCAUCGCCGGGCGUACUUCGUCAUCGAGAUGGAGAUGAAUCGCCUUUUCCGGUCUGAGCACUUUGUUUCCGUUCGCCCUGAGUACCUGGAGUUCACGGAGGCGGAGCGAAGUCUUCUCUACGGCCGAAACAGCCGGAACCUCAAUUAUCGCGUCCAGAUCUCUCCGCUGGUCCAGGAGUUGGAGCACGUGGCGAUGGAGGAUUUGCCCAUUCUGUGGAUAGGAAAGCGCAAGUAUAGGGGCACUGAUCCCCGAAUUGCCCAGCUUGAAGUGGAGUACGUGGUGCCCGGAUCGCAGCUCCGCUUGAUUGACAUUUCCCAUGGCAUCCUGGGCCACCCAAAGAAGCUAUACAACACCCUGCUGAAUCUCGAUUGGCCGGCAGUUCGAUUCCUAAACUUCUCGCAGCACUACGACCCGUAUCACAUCAUCAGACGGAAUCACCUGGACAUUCCCAGGCUGGGUGAACUUCAGAUGCGGAAAAUGUGCGAGAGCUAUGAACACUUUUACGAGAUCUUUCACUUUUUCGAGCCAGUCACCCACUCUCAGAUCUGCAAGUGGGUCAAACGAGAAAUCAACAUAGCGUACUUCCGGUCCGGAGGCCUGCUCACAAACGUGGUCUCCCGCUGUGAAAACGAGUUGGCCUCCACCUUUGAGGGACAAGCCGUCGACAAAAUCAUUGCCAAUUACUUCAAGUUGGUCUCCAACAUACGGAAGGUGGACUACUUUGAGUCGCCUCGUGCCAGUGACAUUAGCGCCUUCAAAAAGGGGAUCUUUGGUAAAGGACACAGCUCCUUAUAAGUCGGCUUAAAGUAGAAGCUUAAAGCAUUGUUGGUUGCGACUUCGUAAAUGAGUACUACCUUACUUUUAAGUACCAAAAAUAGGUAUUCGUGUGAUUUCUACAUUUCCAACCUGUCUACAUAUAAAAAAAAUACAUUUAUACGUUAAUGAAAACAUAAAAUAACUAAAAAUA
This is a messenger RNA of Drosophila santomea, 1740 nucleotides long. RefSeq lists its product as uncharacterized. The record is from RefSeq and is a predicted model, not a curated record. NCBI's taxonomy places the organism in Eukaryota, Metazoa, Arthropoda, Insecta, Diptera, Drosophilidae. The transcript has a single exon. Gene Ontology annotation, molecular function: phosphatase binding. The coding region runs from base 123 to 1568 and encodes 481 amino acids. Gene Ontology annotation, biological process: negative regulation of phosphatase activity.